AUGUCCAAGCCAAAAUUCCUCAUCGUCCUAAGCUCCCAGGGCAUGAUCCCAUCCAACCGCGCAACAACCGGCUGGUACCUGUCCGAACUAGCCCACCCCUACACAAUUCUCUCCCCGCAUCUAGACUUAACAAUCUCCUCCCCCCAAGGCGGCGAAGCACCUCUCGACCCUGCUUCCGCCAGCCAACAAAUCCUAGAAACCGACCCCGUGGCGCGAGAGUUUCUAGAGCAGAAUCGAGGUCUUUGGACGAGGACUGUUCCGUUACGGGAGGUUGUGAGCCGGGUUACGGAAGGGAAGUUUAUGGGCGUGUUUUUUGUGGGUGGGCAUGGGCCGAUGUAUGAUUUACCGACACAUCCGUCUAAUCUUGCUAUAUUGCAAUCACUCGCCUCGACAUUCACUCCCUAUCCAAAAGUAAUCGCGGCGGUAUGCCACGGUCCCGCUGCAUUGCUUAACGCUACCACGCCCGCCGGCAUCCCAUUACUUUCCGGUAGCACGGUAACCGGGUUCUCGAAUGAAGAGGAGGAAAUAGUAGGUAUGCAUAAUGUGUUGCCGUUUGAGUUGCAGACGGAGCUUGAGCGGGUUACUGCUUCUGCUUCUGCUCCUGCUACUGCUCCUGGGGCAGGUAGAGGUGGAGGUAAGGGAGGGUAUUUGAAAGCUGAGAAGGCGUGGGGGGAGAAAGUGGUUGUGUCGAAGAGCGCGGAUACGGGGGCAGGCAUGGGAGGUGCGUUUGUGGUUACGGGACAGAAUCCGGCGAGUGCGGCGGGGGUUGCGAGAAGGGUUCUUGAGGUUUUGGGGUUGGGGUGA
Messenger RNA from Aspergillus chevalieri, 804 nucleotides. RefSeq names its product ThiJ/PfpI family protein. The transcript has 3 exons. Lineage: Eukaryota; Fungi; Ascomycota; Eurotiomycetes; Eurotiales; Aspergillaceae. The coding region runs from base 1 to 804 and encodes 267 amino acids. Gene Ontology annotation, molecular function: glyoxalase III activity. The record is from RefSeq and is a predicted model, not a curated record.